This is a messenger RNA of Dissoconium aciculare CBS 342.82, 1014 nucleotides long. RefSeq lists its product as uncharacterized. Bases 437 to 955 code for a protein of 172 amino acids. NCBI's taxonomy places the organism in Eukaryota, Fungi, Ascomycota, Dothideomycetes, Mycosphaerellales, Dissoconiaceae. The record is from RefSeq and is a predicted model, not a curated record. The transcript has a single exon.
GAUACUUCCUCCGUCCGCUCCCAUCUCGGAGAGUCCGCCCCCAAAAUCUCCCUCCUACCACCCCCCCCCGAAGUCUUCUGCGCGAACGCCAGAGCGGGAGAGCAGGACGUUUCCCCGGCGCGAGCGCAGAAUCCCCCUCGAUCGGUCGGCGACUGCCUGCGUGGGAGGAUCGGGAAACAAAAGCCGGGAUCCACGCGGGAUCGUUCUCGCGCAGCGCGUGGCCGAGGGGUCCCGGCUUGCCGGGUGGAGCAGCAGCAGUAGCAGCAGCAGAAGAAGCCACCGCGACAUCCACAUAGAUCCUGCUCAGACGCGCGGGGGAGUUUUCCACCCAGUCCGCUGCCGAGCGGGACAGCAGACCCUCGUGGGGCGGCGCCUUGUCGGCUCGGAGUCGUCGCGGACGGCAGCGGCAUGGCAAGCGCGCUCGGGCGAGCCCGGCAUGCGGCGGACGGACUCCCGCCGAGCGGCGAGCAUGGCUGUGUGCUGCUGCGUUGGCGUCGGGUUCGGAGCGAUGGUUCCUCUCCGCUUGUGCGUCGAGACGGGAGAAGGGCGAGAGGCGAUGGGCACCUGCGUGGAACGAACGGUCGUCGUCUCGAUGAUCGUGCUCAUCUCUUUCUCUUGCGUUGAUUUGUUUUUUCGCUUCGGUGUCGGCGGCGCCGUCGUGCACUCCCACAUGCGUGGUGCCGGGCAGGAGUUGUUCCCUUCGGGGGAGAUCAGACGCUCCGAGACGCGGACUCCGAGAGUGAUCCGAGUUGCAGAGAAGAGUGCUGAGCCUUCUAGGCCUGACUUGCCCGGUUGCAGAUGCGAACGCUGUGCUGCGCUCCGAGACCGGACUGACGUUUACGCCUUGCCGCCGUGUUUAUCUUUGUGCAGCCAAAUUUUCAUAGCAGCGGCUGUAUCAGAUCUUCGUCGUCGGCGACAAGACCCCUGCCCUGCUCUGCUUCAUUCGUCAAGCUAGGAAAUGUAGGUCUGGCAUGGUGCAGUAGCUCUCGCCAAAGAGAAGUGAUACCACCGACC